This is a messenger RNA of Mya arenaria, 1601 nucleotides long. RefSeq names its product protoporphyrinogen oxidase-like. Gene Ontology annotation, biological process: heme biosynthetic process. The transcript has 5 exons. Lineage: Eukaryota; Metazoa; Mollusca; Bivalvia; Myida; Myidae. Gene Ontology annotation, cellular component: mitochondrial inner membrane. Bases 75 to 1523 code for a protein of 482 amino acids. The record is from RefSeq and is a predicted model, not a curated record. Gene Ontology annotation, molecular function: protoporphyrinogen oxidase activity, oxygen as acceptor.
CAUGUUUCAAUUUUGACAAGCCGGUUAGCUCGGUUAAUUGUUAAUGCUUUUGGUCUUAUAAAAUUAUUUUCAACAUGACAACGGCUGUCAUCAUAGGAGGUGGUAUUAGCGGACUUUCUUCCGCAUACUACUUACAGAAAAGCGCUCGCUUCUCGAAGAUUCUACUGCUUGAGGCAUCUCAUCGCAUUGGAGGCUGGAUGAAAACUGAACAGAUGGAUGGUGGAGCCAAGUUUGAACUCGGGCCGCGUAGUUUAAGAGCAUCAGGGAAGGGCUCAGGAUUCAAUACCCUCUGUCUGAUUGAGGAACUUGGGCUCUCAGAUCAAACCAUCCAUGUUGCAAGGAGUGCACCAGCUGCCAUAAACAGAUUCAUCUACGCCAAUGGAAAGCUAAAUAUGAUUCCUAACCGGUUUCUGUCCUUCUUCAAGACCAUUCCUCCAUUUAGUCAACCAAUGUUUUUAUACUUGUUGAAGGAUAUGAUGUCAAAGACGCCAACAGACGAAGCUGAUGAGACUAUUUAUGAUUUUAUCACGAGAAAUAUGCACUCUGAUUUGGGUACUUAUGCUGUUGACCCGAUGUGCAGAGGGAUAUUUGCAGGUGAUUCUCGACAGCUUAGUUUACAAUCAUGCCUGCCAGUACUGAAAGAAGCAGAGAAACUAGGAGAUGGUUCCCUGUUUAGAGGCAUCAUGAAGAAAAGCAAGGAACCGUACGUGCACAGCAAAGAAUGUGCACUGUUUAAAAGGACUAGAAAAGAACGUUGGGCAACAUUUUCAUUUAAGAAUGGUUUACAAACAUUAUCAGACACUGUUAAAGAUGCAGUGGUAUCCCAUCCUGAAGUGGAACUUUGUGUUAACUCGCCGUGCGAAAGUGUGUCGUUUAGCAACGGCAAGGCGGAGGUGACAGUAAACGGUGAGAAAAUUGUUGCCGAUCAUGUUGUGUCGAGCAUAUACGCUGAUGAUCUAGCAAAACUACUACCUCAAAAUUUGGAGCAACUGCAGAAUGACUUGUCCAUGAUUCCCGCAGUUAAUACAGUGGUGGUCGUAAUGGAGUUUGAUGGGGAGGUAAUGCCCCCGACAGUAGGGUUUGGUCAUCUGCUGCCAUCCCUCGAGGACAAAUCUCUACUGGGUGUGAUCUACGACUCCUGCACAUUUCCCGAGCACGACCGCACAGACAAACCUUCGUCCAGGUACACAGUGAUGAUGGGUGGGGCAUGGUACGAUCACCUCACGGAAGUUGUGCCGUCAAUGACGGAAGAUGCGCUUGGUCGUUACGCCGUCUCUGCCUUGAAGAAACAGCUCAAUAUCAGCGAAGACCCAUCCAUGGUGCACGUCGAGAAGCUCCACAACUCGAUACCUCAGUACUUAGUAGGUCAUGAGGAAAAACUCCAGAGAAUUUCCGCAGUUAUUGAAAUCGAAGAACUGCCUUUGAGUCUCGUUGGUUCGUCAUAUCGAGGAGUGAGCGUUCAUGACUGUAUAGACAACGCGCGAUUGGAGAUGGAGAAAAUAACGCAUAUGGAUUUGAUGUGAUGUGAUUUUAUUGUAUGAAAUCUUGUUUGUCUGUAGAAAGAGUAGAAAAAAAAAUAUACAAGUUCCAUCUACCAUUAA